GGAGCCGGGCAUGUUCAAACAUAUCCACGCAGACCAGCCUACCAAGCUCCACGGUGCGCUGUCAUUGCGCACGGAUUGGAUCUAUUCACUGACAGUUUUUGUGUAGGCUGCCAUUACAAAUGCUGUAGCUUCAAACUGAUAUAUUUUUUACCUGGUGGACUUUUAACACUGAUAACACAUGAGAUAUUUAAUUGAUUCAUCCUGAGGCACACCACUGCUGGACACUUCCUAAGUUUGGGCUCUGUCUGAGGACUGUGGCUCAGCGUGGCCAUGUCUCUCCCGGUGAAAGUGAUGAGAGACGGGAGGCUGGAGAAGCGCAGCAGCGGGCUCCUCCAGCUGUGGAAGAAAAAGCGCUGCGUGCUCACCGAGGAAGGACUGCGCCUGCACAACUGCAAAGGCGGCGGCGGCGACGGUGAUGCUCCGGGCUUGGCGUGGAACUCCAAAGCCAAGGAGCUCCGCUUCGAGCGCAUGGUCACGGUGGACUGUGUGGAGUACAAGCGGGGGCUGGUGUAUUUCACCGUGGUCAUGGCUACGGGGAAGGAAAUUGAUUUUCGGUGUCCGCAGGAAGGCACGGCGUGGAACGCGGAGAUUGCCUUGGCACUGGUGCGCUAUAAGAACCUGCAGGCCAUUCAGACCGGGAGGAACCGACACCUGUCCACAGCACACCUGGGCAGCACAGGGGAGGAUGUGGAGCUCUGAGGCUUUUCUAUUUUCCCGGGAGUGAACCAGUCAGAGUGGUGAGGGGUAGAAGACGCCAGAUCCACCGGCUUGAUUCUGUGGUGCACAGCAUGAUGGGAUAUACAGAACGGCCAACAGCUAUUACGGAUUAAUGGACUGAGAACAAGUGCUGCAGACACUCUUGUAUUCCUAUGAGCUUAAUCACACUGUCACACAAAGCAUAGGAACCUGAAGUACUGUAAGCAUGGAUGUGUUUUUUUUCUGCCAUUGCCUGACAGAAAGGAGAUCACUGCAUAAGGAAAAGAUCCCUUUUGGACAGAAACUAUGGAGCCGGGACACUGUUUACACCUGUAACUUGUGCCUGAAACAGGAGUCAUUUUGUUUCUUCAGUCUUACUUUUGAUGGAAACUCAUCGCCAGUUGACUGGCUUUGAAAACUUUUGUUAUAGACUGAAUAGAUUUGCAUGUUUUUUUUUAAAGCUGAACAUGAAGAAUAAGUAUUUUGCUCAUAUUAUUAUAUUCUAUAUAUUUGCUGCAACCGUGUACAGUA
Molecule: messenger RNA, 1227 nt
Organism: Seriola dumerili (greater amberjack)
Lineage: Eukaryota; Metazoa; Chordata; Actinopteri; Carangiformes; Carangidae
Gene: phlda3
Product: pleckstrin homology like domain family A member 3
Exons: 2
Coding region: 271-699 (142 amino acids)
Biological process (GO): positive regulation of apoptotic process
Molecular function (GO): phosphatidylinositol phosphate binding
Source: RefSeq, a predicted model, not a curated record